AUGCUUGCCAACGUCUUUCAUUAUGGGCAAGCUCUCUUUGAAGGCUUCAAAGGCUUUCACACAAAGCAGGGAGACGUGUGUCUAUUUGCAGACAGGUUGAGCUGGGCCCGCAUGAACCAUGGGUGUCGACGCUUUCGAAUACCGGAGGUGCCUGUGCAAGUUUGGGAUCGAGCUGUCCAUGAUGUGGUCAAGGACAACAUUGCCUACGUGCCUUCAUAUGGUACAAACGGUGCGCUCUACGUCCGCCCCUUCAUUUUCGGGAGCGGCCCUAGGCUAGGCCUGGGGCCCUCUCCGGAGUACACCUUCGUGGUUUUUGUGAACCCUGUGGGCAGCUAUUACAAAAACGAAGGUGGAGCAAUGCAGGCUUUGGAUGGGCUUGUGAACGACUCCUAUGACCGAGCUGCCCCACUUGGGUGUGGCGACUGCAAAGCCGCGGGAAACUAUGCAGCCGACCUGGAGAGCAUGUAUGUGUCGAAGAGGAAGGGCUAUCCCAUCAGCCUGUACCUGGAUGCUGUGGAGAGACGAUACGUGGAGGAGUUCAACACCUCCAACUUUGUGGCAAUCACCAAGGAUGGCAAAUACAUCACUCCAGAUGCUCCACGGAGUGUUCUCGACAGCAACACAAACAAGGUGCUGCUUCAGCUGGCCAGUGACAUGUCCAUCCCGGUCGAGCCCACAUCUCAGAGCUUGGGAUGGAAGGGCAGGUCCCAAAGUUCCGAGCUAGCUAGAUGGUCCAUCAGCUUUGAUAGAAUGCAGCCCUCCAAAAUUGCCCGGGGCACUUGGCAACUUCUACAAGCAUUCAGAAUUCAAUUGGAUUUAGAAUUCGUGCGUUUUAAGUGGAGUCUUCAGUUUGUCUUGGCAGCCAAGGGCAGGAAGAGACCGCCAUAA
Symbiodinium pilosum is the source of this 888-nucleotide messenger RNA. The record is from the annotation of a GenBank genome assembly. Lineage: Eukaryota; Dinophyceae; Suessiales; Symbiodiniaceae.